This is a messenger RNA of Glossina fuscipes, 2208 nucleotides long. Its product is annotated as nose resistant to fluoxetine protein 6-like. Gene Ontology annotation, molecular function: acyltransferase activity, transferring groups other than amino-acyl groups. The record is from RefSeq and is a predicted model, not a curated record. The transcript is spliced from 9 exons. The coding region runs from base 1 to 2208 and encodes 735 amino acids. Lineage: Eukaryota; Metazoa; Arthropoda; Insecta; Diptera; Glossinidae.
AUGGAGAGUAUCGCAGCAUUUGUGUGCCUUUUAUUUACCUUAUUUGGAUCGUCGUUAUCGCGGUUGUCAACUGUGCAAGAGCGUUUGGUUGAAAGAAAUUUCCUCUUUGGUAUUGCAAGUUUGGCUGCUUAUAAUGAAAAUGCCACAACGCAAUGUGGCAAAGAACUUGAAAUUCUAAUAAAAGCAGCGAGCGAACGUCAACUUUGGUCUUCGAAAUUGCUGGAUGCUUUUGGUUCGCCGCCGCAACAGUUUUUAUGGGGCAAUUAUCUAUGGUUUGGAACGCCUGCUCUGUGUUAUGAUCUUAAUCAACCAAUGGAUAUAAGUUUAGCUCUCAGUCAGCCAAUUGUGACCAAUGUAACGAGUCCGUUUCCCUUAGAGUAUACUGUGGUCUAUCUAAAUUUUUCGACACCAUUUUACAUUGAUGUAAAAUUAGCAUACGAGAAUUAUAUCCACUUGGGUUUGUGCUUACCACGGUCGUGUAACAUGGAUGUUAUACGCAAAGCGACUGAUCAGUAUUUUGAAAAAGACAACGCAAAAUUUGAAACGCAACGUACUUUUCAAUUAGAAUUAAAAACUGUGGCCAUCAAGACGCCACAUUUCUCUUGGAGAUUUCUCACACAAACGGGAAGUAUUUUGUUGUUAUUAAGAUUGUUAGAUACGCUUUUUACGGUGAUUUCGUUAAAAAUAUUUGCCGAAAUCAUUUAUAAAUCUAAAGAGAAUCGAAGACUUCAGCUAUUCUUGCCGUACCAAAGCGGUAAUAUGCCAGCUUUUCCUCAAACAGAGAAAAGCCCAUUUUGGAUCGAAUUGAUAUUGUGUUUUCGCUUCGAAGACAAUUAUGAAGCAAUUAUGAACUUUGAUAGCGAUAACGGUCGGAGUUCAAAAAUCCUUACUAGCCUGGCAGGCAUGCGUACUAUCAUCUGCUUGUGGGUGACUGUAUUUCACGUUUACUAUUAUUCGUUUAACUUUAUAUCCAAUAUAAUGGUGGUAAUGGCCCGACUUGAAGAUUUUGCUGUUCAGCCGGUUUCGCAGGCAGUCUUUUAUGUAGACGUAUUCUUUACAAUUAGCUCUUUUCUUUUGGUGUACAAUUUCCUAAUGGACGGCAAGCAAAUGGAAAAUAUCUUAAAAAAUAAUUUUUGGCACAAUAUUAAAAUAUUUGCUCGUUUAAUCGUUCAACGUUACAUAAGAUUGACUCCCGUUUUAAUUGUGGCUAUGAUCUUCGGUAAUUGGUUAUAUGAUCUCAUCAGCGUCUAUUCCCCUUUUUAUAUGGGUAAACAUAAUGCUAUCUAUUGUAAAAAGAAUUGGUGGUAUAAUCUUCUUUAUAUUCAGAAUUUUCUUGAUAUGAAUAAUAUUUGUUGCUCGUGGACAUGGUAUUUGGCUUGCGAAAUGCAAUAUUUCUUGAUGUUUACGGGGCUGCUGUUCGUAUACGUAAAACAGCCAAACAUUGCUAAAGUCAUGUUUGUUGUAUUGACGUUCGUAUCUCUUGUCAUUGCUUGGUGGUUACAUUAUAGCAAUGGAAUAAAAUUCCAAAUCGAUGUUAUCAACAGCACUCUUAAUCAGCUUUAUGUGAAACCAUGGCUACGCGUAUUUCCUUAUAUAGGGGGAGCAACCAUGGGUUGGGUAAUGCAUUAUCUGCAGCAACGGAAGCAUUUAAAUUCUGCACAGUGUAGCCAGUGUGAUAAAUUGCAACAACAACAACAACAACAACACCAACAACAACAGCACCAACGAAAAAAGAAUUUUUUCUUUAAAGAGCCAAGAAAAUGGUUUAGUUAUGUUUACUUAACGUUUUGGCUAUUCCUAGCUGUCUUUUAUUUGUUAACAAAUUUUAUGAGCUAUUGGCGUACAAUGCCUACCUGGCUUUUAGGUACCAUUAUGACUGUAGGUAAACUGGCAUUUUCUCUUUGCAUCGGUGUUGUCAUCAUUAUGUGUGCAUCCGGUCGUGGCGGACGACUUAAUGCUUUCUUAAGUGCCCGACCAUUUUUAUUCUUGAACAAAUUUUGUUUCAGUAUUUAUUUAAUGGCUCCCGUAAUUGUUAUGGGCAUUUUUGGUUUACGCAAUGCGCCUACCAACUACACAGACGUUAGCUCGGGAGCCGAUUUUUUCGCAACAAUAAUACUAGCAUUAAUGUCCGGUUUUCUUGUGCUCUUACUAUUGGAACUGCCUACGCAAAAGAUGGCCAUCCUUAUGCGACGUCAUUUUAAUACAUAA